Thamnophis sirtalis is the source of this 1733-nucleotide messenger RNA. Lineage: Eukaryota; Metazoa; Chordata; Lepidosauria; Squamata; Natricidae. The record is from RefSeq and is a predicted model, not a curated record.
GUGUGCUAAUGAAAGCGCUCACAAGGAUUUUAAGAAAGCUGUAGGAGCCUGCAGAAUUUUUUUCCAGGCUGAAGCAGCUCAAUUAAUAGUUCUGUCUGCCAGUGAGGCAACAGUAAAAAGAGUGAGCAUACUCAGCGACAUGCAUUUGCGUAGCAUUCGAACCAAGUUAAUGCUCAUGUCAAGAAAUGAAGAAGCAACAAAGCAUUUAGAAGAACAAAUUCUGAGCUAUCUAAUCCCUCUGAGACAGAAUCAGAAAGAAAAGACGAACUGAGUGAUUGGUCACUAGCAGGGGAUGAAGAUAGGGAGGUCCUACACCAGCGCGACAGCCGAAGGCGCCCACCAGGAGGAAGACGUAGUGUUUCUGGGGGUCGGGGCCGAGGUGGACCGCGAGGUGGGAAGUCAUCUAUCAGUUCUGUGCUGAAAGAUCCAGACAGCAAUCCUUAUAGCUUACUGGAUAACACAGAGUCUGAUCAGACUGCAGAUACUGAUGCAAGCGAAUCGCAUCACACCACGAACCGACGCAGGCGAUCUCGCAGACGGAGGACUGAUGAAGAUGCUUCCUUAAUGGAUGGCAUGACAGAAUCUGACACGGCGUCAGUUAAUGAAAAUGGCUUAGUUACAGUUGCUGAUUAUAUAUCAAGAGCAGAAUCUCAGAGUAGACAAAGAAACCUCCCAAAGGAAACACUGGGUAAAAACAAGAAGGAAACGGUGAAAGAUGUGAUCGAAGAGGUUGGCCUUUCUGAAAAAGCAGUAAAUGGCCCGGCAGUGGUUUCUGGGACUGAAUCUUCCAAGCAGCAACAUAGUCCUGAAGAAAAGCCUAGUACUAUACAAGAAGACGGAAAUAAACAGGAAGAAGCUGUGUUGAAUGGUGUUUCAUAAACAAGAGUUCCUAGUUUACAGUUCUUUUACAUUACAUUUUACAAUAGUGCUUGUAUAAGCUUGCCAAAGAUAGAAUAUGGAUUGCGAAUCUUGACAUCGCACUUUCAGUUCCUCCAUUUUGGAAAACAACAGGGAGGGAUCCUGAAAAAAAAUCCAAUGUUGAACAUACUUUGACACCUACUGUGUUAUAAAUAUCAUCAGAUGUGCCUUGAGAAUAGUAUAUGUAACAUUUAAAUAAAAACAAAUUGCUGGCUAUAGGAAACGUUAUUUUGUUUUCAAAAUAUGACAGAUGUGUGGGGGGAAAUCCCUAACAUAACCUACUUUAUGAAAGCAUUAGCUGCUUUUAUUACAUUUUUAAUAAUAUGCAACCACUUCUUCACCUGAGGGAAAACUAGAAAAAAAAAUGCAGUCUAAAAUAUUUUGCACUGAAUUGUAAUUUCUCCAUUAGUUUAGUCUGGAAACUGGUCUGUUUUAAUACAUGUUUUUUAAAUGCUGUAUGUAGUGGGGGAAAACUGCAGACCACUGGAAUACAUUUAUUAAAUUCUCAAUCUGCAGGGAUAUUGGGUGACAUUGGCAAUGACUGUUCUGCAUUGAGGCUUUGUUUGAUUUAUUUAUUAAACUGUACAGUAUUUAAAAAUCAAACAUAGCUUUAGUUAAAACACUUAAUUCUGAAUUAGUCAUGUCCAUUAAGAUAACCAGAACUACUGAAAAGAUCAAUUUCCAGAAAGUUUAUUCUGUAUAAACUACAUAUGUUAGUCCUUAGAGUAUUUUUAUUUUUGGUUGUUUGAUGUGCAAUAUGUUUUUGUAUGCUGGUAGAAAAAUAAACCUUGAUCUUCCAUUGGUUGAUCCUUAAA